Molecule: messenger RNA, 861 nt
Organism: Schistocerca piceifrons (Central American locust)
Lineage: Eukaryota; Metazoa; Arthropoda; Insecta; Orthoptera; Acrididae
Exons: 3
Coding region: 1-861 (286 amino acids)
Biological process (GO): detection of chemical stimulus involved in sensory perception of smell; sensory perception of smell
Cellular component (GO): plasma membrane
Molecular function (GO): odorant binding; olfactory receptor activity
Source: RefSeq, a predicted model, not a curated record
AUGCAGGCUGUUCCAGAAUCCUGGGACGACGUCUUACGCCGCAAUGUGAAGAUCCUGCGAUUCGGCGGGGUGUGGCGACCAGUUUCCCGAAGUGGUUGGCGACCUUGCGUGUUCCCGCUGUACUUCGCCUCAGUCUGUGGAAGCCUGCUCACCAUCAUAGGGCUGGACAUCGUCAGGAUCUGGCUGCUGUGGGGAGACAUGACAGAGAUCACCUACGCCGUCGUGACUGCAGUAUGCUGCUUCAACGGAGUCUACAAGAUGGUCCACUGCUUCAAACACGGCGACACAUACAGCCGGCUGGUGAGCGACCUGAACGACCUCGUAGCACUACAGCGGCCGUACUGCGAGAGGGAUGACACUCUCAUGGCAGUCUUCCAGGAGGUAUGCCGGAAGACCAAGCGGCUCACGAUUGGCUGCCUGACGUACAUGAGCGUCCUGGGGCAGAUGUGGUGCGUGCUGCCGCUCGUCUCGCCCGUGCCACCAGACAGCAGGGAGGACCCGAUGCCGCUGGUCAGUCUCCCCGGCCUCCACAAGGAAAACCGUGGCUGGUAUUCAUUCAUUUACCUGCUGGAGUGCCACACCGUUUUCUACUGGAACUUCUCCAGCUUCGGCAUGGAUAUGUUCUUCGCCUCGAUCAUGAGCCACGUAACGGGGCAGCUCAAUAUCCUCAACAUGCGGCUGACACAGCUGAGACAGGAGGAGUCAGCAGAAGACCAGGUUCAGCCGUCCACGUGCACUGUAUUCAAUCUCAACAGAUUCAGUCGAAAUCAAGAGCAGAACGUCAAUGAUUCUACCAGAAUGUACAUCGAAUUGUGCGAGUGUGUGAAACACCAUCAAGCAAUAAUAAGGAGUGUACAAUGA